UUCAUUUUCAUGUUUCUCUCUCUAAAACAAUUUUUUUCCCCUCUCUUUCGCUAUCGGAUUUUACGCUAGGGCACGCGGUGGAUUCCGGCGAGAAUUCGCCGGCGCAGCCGUGGAAUCGGCGGAGAUUGAGAUGAAUGGCGAUUGUUUCGGAGUGAUUUGUGGAGAAAUGAUAUCUAAGCUGUCGAUGAGUGGAGAUUUUUGAUCCGAUUUCGCGAUCCGAGAAAAAAGUGACCGGUUCUUGGGUUUUAUGUUACUGAAUUGGAUAUUGUUGUUAUGGGAGAUAGUGAUUUUGUGGAUUCUACAUCGAGGUUAGGAUUGUUCGUUCGGAUCAACUCAAUAGCUAUUGACAUUAGUAGUGGCAUGGAAGCAAGCGAGCCACCUAAACACGAGCAUUUUACUAUACGUGGUUUUGUUGCUGAUAUGAGGAAAAAGGAUUUGAAGACAUGUUAUCCAUUUGCACUUCAAGGCGAUGAUGUUGAUCCGGUUAAAUAUCAGCUGCCUCCUCUAUCUGUUCCUGAAUUUCGAUGGUGGCAGUGUUCGAGCUGCGUCCCAAAUGCUGAAACGAAGACAACUACAAAAGAAAUGGUACUGGCGACCACACACAGUAGAGAUAACACAGAUGCAGAAGGGGAAGACAGUGAUCAAAGCAAAAUUAACAAGACACUUAGUUUAUGCAGCGGCGAUUUCACAUGUAGCAAAGGUAAAGCAGAUAUCAGGGAUAUAGAAGCUAGAAAUUCAUUGCAUAUGCCUGAAGUAAAUCUGCAGCAGGUUCUCAAGACGCUUAAUAACACUCCAGUUGACGAGCCAGUUACUGUAUCAUAUGGAAGGGAUGGUCCUUUGAGUGCAUCGGCAAACAGGAGAAAGCCGAAGCUACGUUCUUUGGCUGAUAUAUUGGUGGAAGAAAGGCCCCAAACUAGCAGUAUUCGAAGGACAAGAUCUGCCUCAUCAAGUGGAAUGAAGGUAGCAUCAACUGAGAUGGAAUCAGUUUUAGUUCCUCAGCAUCAGGUAGACGUCCCUGCCGGUCUUGCAGAAGCUGAGAGGAAAAGGAAGAUCUCGCUGAGAGAAGACACAGAGCCUCUGCUGUCAGUUUUUCCAAGGGCUUUUGCUAAGAGAACUAAGGGCCUUGUGCUUGACCCCAAAAAGGUUAAAGCUAUAGAUGCCAACAAAAAGAUGAGACACACCCGUAGAGACAAUGAAAUAGCCCAAAUGGGUGAGCCUCUCCUUCCAAAUAACAUGUCCUCUGCAAGCUUACAGGAACAAACACAGAAAAUUGGAGCUGUGGAUGAUCCUUUAUUGCAUCCUAGAAGAAGCAUCUUCGGAAAUUUCAAUGGCGGAGGAACCAUGGAGUUGGGCCUUUCACUCAAUAGUUUUAAGGAUCCUGUAGGUGAUCACAAUGACCAAAGUUCUUCCAGGAAGCGUAGGUACAUUCCCGAUCUCAAUGUGGAAAUACCCGAGAUGGCUGAUAUGGAGGAAGAGCAGCAAUUUACUACUCUUCCCAAGGAGAGGAGUUUUCCUCUGCAAAAAACUGUGAAUGCCUCUGCCUCUGCCUCUGCCUUCCGCAGUUACAAGACUGGCAAACGAAUAACUUAUCCGGGAAACAAAGAUAACAAUGCAGAACUUGGAGCAUCAGAUGACAUACCGAUGGAAAUAGUUGAGAUGUUGGCCAAAAACCUGCAUGAAAGACAACGUGGAAAUCUGAGGAGACGUGAUACAACGGAAAUAUAUCCUCCUGCAGCCGCAUUUCCUCUUCCCAGCAGCAUAAGUGUUUCAAACGGAAACAUGGGAGUCCAACCAAAUAAAUAUCAGAUGGAUAUGAGAAAACUUAGGCAAUCAGAGCGUCCCUCUAUAACGGCAGGUGCAAAGUCCACUACAUGGGAAGAAAUGCUAGAUUCCCGCACCCAGAGGCGCCCCAUUCUCCCGAGCCCAGUCUCAUUCUUAGACAAAUUGAGAAGCGCCGAUGCCAAGGGAAAGAAAGUUGUAACUGAUGUGGCUGAGCUCAGAGAGGAGGGGAGAGGUAUAGGAUCAUCAGAUCCUUACCAAAGCGAAAAGAUUCCCGCAAUGAAGCUGUUAUCCUUGAUGGAGCAGAGAGUUAACAAACCUGAUCCUUCAUACAAAGUAGGUAAGCCCUUGUCUCCCUGCAAGCACCACCCGCGUCUAAAUGGAAAGGAGAACCUCAUGAGCUUCCUCCACUUUCCUGAAAACGGCAGCAGCUCUUCGUUGAGAGUAACUCAAGAUGAGGCAAGGAGCUCGAAAGGUAAUGAAGAAGCAUUAGGUGAGUGCAUUCUCAACAGGAAUCCUGCAGACUUCAGCAUUCCUCAAGUAGGAAACGAAUUCACCAUAACCGCAAAUGAUUUGGAGCGGGGAACGAAGACGAAUGGUUUGAAGGGAAAAUCGCGGCUAGGCAAUGUCGAAGGCAGGAAGAGAGGAAGAAAGCCUCGCAGGAAGAGAGUGUGAUCAAAUGAGAAACUCAUUUUGAUGAAUAAGAAUCAGUAUCUACUACCUUAUGAUUUGGGAAGCUAGUGAUUCAAAUUAUGAUACUACAUGGCAAUUGCUAUAAUUAGUUUCUAUUUAAAAGGAUAUUUUAGUAAUUUAAACAUUGAUUCGGUAUACUGUUAGUUUGCCAAUUUUUUGGCUCGAGCAUUUUAUGCCAAAUAAAAGAAGUUUAUUUUAUUUU
This is a messenger RNA of Salvia hispanica, 2674 nucleotides long. RefSeq lists its product as uncharacterized. Gene Ontology annotation, biological process: negative regulation of DNA-templated transcription; negative regulation of flower development; shoot system development. NCBI's taxonomy places the organism in Eukaryota, Viridiplantae, Streptophyta, Magnoliopsida, Lamiales, Lamiaceae. The record is from RefSeq and is a predicted model, not a curated record.